Molecule: messenger RNA, 3849 nt
Organism: Megalops cyprinoides (Indo-Pacific tarpon)
Lineage: Eukaryota; Metazoa; Chordata; Actinopteri; Elopiformes; Megalopidae
Gene: herc4
Product: HECT and RLD domain containing E3 ubiquitin protein ligase 4
Exons: 24
Coding region: 360-3506 (1048 amino acids)
Biological process (GO): protein ubiquitination; ubiquitin-dependent protein catabolic process
Cellular component (GO): cytoplasm
Molecular function (GO): ubiquitin protein ligase activity
Source: RefSeq, a predicted model, not a curated record
CUAUCUAGGAAGUGGUAUCUAGAAUGAGUAGCUAGUUAGCUAGUUAGCUCGGUAAGCUUCUAGAAUGCGGUGGAACGGGCUGGGCAUUUCCAGCUCUGGGUUUGGGGGUUUGAUUAGCACAGCUAGCUAGCUCAUAGCGAACUGGCUUCUGAAAGCACUGACUGAGGAGGGCUGCUGACAGAAAGUUAAUUGUUUGCUUGCUGUACAGUGAAAGAAAAUUAGUGACCUUUCUAUCUACCUCGUAGUAGUAGAGAAGCACUGUCCAGUUUAAAAAAGCUAGCAACAGCAGGAAGCGUGAGGAAGGUGGUGGCGCAGGCCGAGGGUAGCAGUUGGUGGCAGUGGCAGGCAAGCGGUUGGCCAUGCUAUGCUGGGGAAACGCGUCCUUUGGUCAGCUUGGCUUGGGGGGCAUUGAUGAAGAGAUUGUGCUGGAGCCGAAGAACUGCGAGUUCUUCUGCGGAAAAACAGUGAGUGGUGUGGGCUGCGGCCUCCGCCACACGGCGUUCCUGCUUGGUGACGGCACCGUCUACACCUGUGGCUGCAAUGACCUGGGCCAGCUGGGGCACGAUAAAUCCCGCAAAAAGCCAGAGCAGGUUGCAGCCCUGGAUGCCCAGAACAUUGUGGGUGUGUCCUGUGGAGAGGCGCACACCCUCGCUCUGAAUGAUAAGGGACAGGUGUUCGCCUGGGGCCUGGGCUCAGACGGGCAGCUGGGCCUUCCAAAUGUGGAGGACUGCACCCGCGUUCCCAGAAACAUCAAGAGCUUAUCAGAUGUGCAGAUUGCCCAAGUUGCCUGCGGAUAUCGACACUCCCAUGCUCUGUCCAGAGGAGGCAAAAUCUAUUCGUGGGGACAGAAUAAAUAUGGACAGCUGGGCCUGGGAAACAAUGGCAAAAAUGUGACCUCACCCCACAUCAUCCCAUCAUUAGUGGGGAUUCCAUUUGCUCAGAUAUCAGCAGGGGGUGCCCACAGCUUUGCACUCACCCUGUCUGGGGCCGUUUUUGGAUGGGGCCGCAACAAGUUCGGCCAACUAGGUCUCAACGACAAUACUGACCGAUACUUUCCUGUCUUGCUGAAAUCGCUGAGAUCUCAGAGGGUUGUGUACAUCUGUUGUGGAGAAGAUCAUACAGCGGCUCUAACAAAGGAGGGUGGUGUGUUUACAUUUGGAGCUGGAGGAUAUGGUCAGUUGGGGCAUAACAGCACAAACCAUGAAAUCAAUCCCAGGAAGGUGUUUGAGCUCAUGGGAAAUGUAGUCACACAGAUCGCCUGUGGUAGGCAGCACACGUUAGCAUUCAUCCCUUCAUCUGGGAAGAUCGACUCCUUUGGACUCGGGGGAAAUGGGCAGCUUGGCACCCGCUCCACCUGCAACAGGAAGAGCCCAGCUCCUGUCAAAGGCCCCUGGGUGCUACACAAUGUGCCCUGCCAUCCGGAUACAGAUGCUGACCAAUGCUGCUGUGUGAAGAGAAUAUAUGCAGGUGGAGACCAGAGCUUUGCCCACUACUUUAUUCCCCAGAAUUCUCUACCUCCAGAUGAUGACCGAGUUCUUGAUCCAGGCAAACACAUAUAUACACUGAAUGCAGACCUCAUUCAGCGAUGGCUCAACCAUUCCCAAGGACGGCUGCCACCAGAGAUUGCCAAUGAGAUUGAUAUUGUAUUCUCCUCAGCCAGUUGUCUUAAUGGGAGUUUUUUGUCUGAGAGCCAUCCAGAUCACUACAACACGAGUAGCAGAUGCUCAGGGGUCGAUAUGAAUGCAGUACGCCUGCUCUUUCACCGACUGAUCCUACCUGAGCAUACACAUAUCACACAGCAGAUUGCUGCCAGUCUGGAGAAGAACCUGAUCCCCAGGCUGAGCAGCUCUCCUCCAGACAUUGAGGCGUUGCGUCUCUACCUCACCCUGCCGGAAUGCCCACUCCUCCACGACCCAGACAAUUUUCUUACUCUAGCCAUUCCAUUUGGCAAAGCUAUAAUCAAUUUGAAAGGGGCGCCCUUGAAGGUUCUUGAGAACUGGUGGUCCAGGCUGGAGCCCCCAGUGUUCCAGCGGUUGGUAGAAUUGUAUAAGCAGGUGGUGCUAAACCUUCUGAGGCUGCGUAAAGUAGGCCUUCCCCACUCAGAACAGAGGACCUUCAGCUGUCUGCUCCACACCGCGCUCAGAGUCCUAGAGAUUCUGCACAUUGUGAAUGAAAGGGGACAUGUCAUACAGUAUGACAAAUUCUACAUCCAUGAGUUGGAUGACCUGAUAGACAUCAGAAAUGACUACAUCAACUGGAUUCAACAGCAAAUGUUUUCAAUGGUGCCAGAUUACCCGGUUACCAUGUGCAGAUACCCAUUUGUGUUCGAUGCCCAAGCCAAGACGACACUGCUUCAGACGGACGCUGUGUUACAGAUGCAGAUGGCAGUAGACCAGGCUCAGAGGCAGAACUUCUCCUCACUCUUCAUGCCAGUGGUAGAAUCUGUAAAUCCUUGCCUGAUUCUCAUCGUGAGGAGGGAGAGGAUUGUGGAAGACACUGUGGACGUGCUCAGAAAAUCCCAGAAUGUUGACUACAAGAAGCCUCUAAAGGUGAUUUUUGUAGGGGAGGAAGCUGUGGAUGCUGGAGGUGUUCGAAAGGAAUUCUUCCUGCUGAUAAUGAAAGAGCUACUUGACCCCAAGUAUGGAAUGUUUCGCUACUAUGAGGAAUCAAGGCUGAUCUGGUUUGCAGACAAGACAUUUGAAGACAUUGAUCUGUUUCAUCUGAUUGGCGUUGUGUGCGGACUGGCUAUCUAUAACAUGACCAUCGUGGAGCUGCACUUCCCUGUAGCCUUGUACAAGAAGCUGUUGAAGAAGAAGCCGUCGCUGGAAGACCUAAAGGAGCUGAUGCCGGAUGUGGGAAGGAACCUGCAGCAGUUGCUGGAUUAUACAGAGGAUGAUGUGGACGAAACCUUCUGUUUGAACUUCACUAUCACAGUGGAAAACUUUGGUGCAACUGAAGUGUUGGAACUCAUCCCAAAUGGUGUGAAUAUCAGUGUUAAUAACUCAAACAGGCAGGAGUUUGUUGAUGCAUAUGUGGACUAUAUUUUCAACACAUCUGUGGCUCCGCUGUUCGAUGCCUUCUAUGCUGGAUUCCAUAAAGUGUGCGGAGGCAAAGUGCUGGAGCUGUUCCAGCCCAACGAGCUCCAGGCGAUGGUGAUCGGAAACACUAACUACGACUGGAAGGAGCUGGAAAAGAGCACAGAAUACAAGGGCGAAUACUGGGCCGAGCAUCCCACAAUAAAGUUCUUCUGGGAGGUGUUCCACAAGCUGUCUUUGGAAAAGAAGAAACAGUUUCUUUUGUUUCUGACCGGAAGUGACCGCAUUCCCAUCUUGGGCAUGAAGAGCCUCAGACUCGUGAUCCAACCCACAGGUGGAGGUGACCAGUACCUGCCUGUUGCACACACCUGCUUUAACCUGCUGGAUCUCCCAAAAUACAGCAGCAGGGAGAGACUCCACGACAAGCUCAUCCAGGCCAUAGAUCAGUAUCAAGGCUUCAACCUGGUCUAAAAUUAAAUAAAAGCCAAGGUUUCAGCAUUUUCUAAAAUCAAACAAGAAACCAGGGCUUCAGGUCUGGUCUAACAUUUAAAUGAAAAACCAAAAUGGUUCCAUCUAACUCCUGUCAACAUUGGAUGAAAAUUUGAGUCCCCUAGAUGGUACCAUAAGGCAAUGAGCAGUGUGCUGGUCUCAGGAUGAAUGCAUUCAGCCUAGGCGAAACUACAAUUAAAAAAGUCCAUCAGUCUGCUACAGCCAAAUGCUUGAGAGUUUCAGGAUUUUUCUUGGUCUUAAAUACACGGUAAAAAUAUCAUUAAAAACACUGUAAUUCAACCACAACUACUUGUUUGUAUUUCAG